AUGAAUAAGCGUGAGGGUAACAAGGACAAGGAACGUCAGAGCGACGAUAAAAGAACUUCCACCGCGACUGGCGCGGUGGGUGGGCGUGGCGUGAGCGGAACCAGCGCGAUGCACACGUCGCGGCACUCCGUCACGUCGUCUUCGGGCGUCCUUAUGGUGGGGCCCAACUUCCGCGUUGGCAAAAAAAUUGGCUGCGGAAACUUUGGUGAACUAAGGCUCGGAAAAAAUCUCUACAACAAUGAACACGUAGCAAUAAAGAUGGAGCCUAUGAAGUCCAAGGCUCCACAAUUACAUCUAGAAUACCGAUUUUACAAACUAUUAGGAACGCACGCCCCCUCGACAGCGGAAGGUAUUCCUGAGGUGUACUACUUCGGGCCGUGUGGUAAAUACAAUGCCUUGGUCAUGGAAUUACUCGGUCCGUCGCUAGAGGAUCUCUUCGAUUUGUGCGGCCGUCGGUUCUCUUUAAAGACUGUGUUGAUGAUCGCUAUGCAGCUGUUACAUCGCAUCGAAUAUGUCCAUACGAGACAUCUAAUAUAUCGGGACGUGAAACCCGAGAAUUUUUUAAUAGGUAGAGCUACGAGUAAAAGAGAAAAAAUCAUACACAUCAUUGAUUUCGGUUUGGCCAAAGAAUAUAUAGACUUAGAGACAAACAAACAUAUCCCAUACCGGGAGCACAAGUCACUCACAGGAACCGCGAGAUACAUGUCAAUAAAUACACAUUUAGGAAAAGAACAAUCUAGACGCGACGACCUGGAAGCUCUGGGGCAUAUGUUUAUGUAUUUUUUACGUGGUUCCUUACCCUGGCAGGGUUUAAAAGCUGAUACACUCAAAGAAAGAUACCAAAAAAUCGGUGAUACCAAACGAGCUACUCCUAUUGAGGUACUAUGCGAAGGCCACCCAGAGGAGUUAGCAACGUAUCUGCGCUACGUCCGGCGACUGGACUUCUUCGAAACGCCGGACUACGACCAACUGAGGCGCAUGUUCCGAGAUCUGUUCGAAAGGCGCGGUUAUGUUGACGACGGGGAGUUCGAUUGGACUGGCAAGACUAUGCCCGCGAACAUGCACGUGAUGCGUAUAUUGCGUAACGCCCCACCGUCCAAUAUCGUUAGAAAUAAAUCCGAUAAGUCUACUCCAGUGGGUUCGAUCCAGACCGGUCACGAGAUUGUAGUAUCACCAAAUCGUGACAGACAUCAAGCCUUCCAUAAGGAUGAUUUGUGUGAUUAUAUGAUUGGUUUGGUUGAGGACGAUGAGGCGGCGCUUAUAUCCGGAGAGGGCGCAGUAAAAGACACAGGAACAGGGGGUACAGCUAAUACCGGUGGUAACUGGCCUCAUAGUGGCAAAGCGACGCCGCUGGCCACCGGCCAUCUCACACCUGCGGAUAGACACGGAUCUGUACAGGUGGUAAGUUCGACGAACGGCGAGCUAGGCGCGGACGACCCCACGGCGGGGCACAGCAACACGCCCAUCACGCAGCACCACGAGGUGGACGUGGUCGACGACACCAAGUCAGUGUUUCAACUAUGUUGCUGUUUCUUCAAACGCAAAAAGAAGAAGUGUGCGACGCGCGCGUACAAG
Molecule: messenger RNA, 1575 nt
Organism: Brenthis ino (lesser marbled fritillary)
Lineage: Eukaryota; Metazoa; Arthropoda; Insecta; Lepidoptera; Nymphalidae
Source: the annotation of a GenBank genome assembly